AUGCGGGAUUACUAUCCAUGGCUCAUUUUGGCUCAACUCGUCCAGCUCUUCUGCUUUAUCCUUCCUGAUAACCCUCCAACUCCUUCCGAACGCGAGAUCCGCCUUGCGAUCGCACUGCUCUCGAAUACCGGAAACGUUUUGAACCCCUGCCCGCACCGUGUGAACGCCGGAGAUAACUGUUCUGCCCGUCAUCCGCCUAGUCGUCGCCACCACACAUUCGCGCAUCGUCGACAUUUUCCUACGUCCUCACCUCGAAACCGCGCCGCUUCACUUGAAGAUCUCACAUCGCUGUAUCGACACUGCACGAGCAUUGCAUACGCUUCGACGUCUCUCGACGACCCCUUCUCCCUCCGUCAGAAUACUCUUAUCGCCCUUGGAAAUCCUACCCGCGCGUCCACUUCCGCAGCGAAGCUGACGCUCCGCAAGCUUUGGGAAUUCUUUCUACGCGAUGACGUUGAAAGCUUUCAGCGGUUUCUGGCCAGCGCCGGCUAUACCUCUGCCGGUCAGAGGCCUCCAGGCGGCGGAGGCGCAUAUUUCAGCAGCGCCGGUUCGAUGAUCUCGUCUUCCCUAGGUGCUUCGCCAAAGGGUAAGAAGUCCAUUAGCACUUCACCUACGACACCUGCGUUAGAGCGCGGUGGUGGCUCACGGUCAGCCAAAACCAUCUCUCGGGAUGAAUUGAACGCCCGAGACCAGCAUGGAAGGACACUCCUGCAUCACGUCGCCUCGUCGCCCAAACCGACCGCCUUCGACUUUGCUCUCGCUUUGCUGGAGGUGCCGUUCCUCGAUAUAUAUGCGCAGGAUUUAGAAAGUGGAUGGACGGCGCUACACCGGGCUCUUUAUGCGGGCAAUGCCACAAUCGCGCAAGCCUUGAUGGCCCGGGAUGCGCGCGAUGCGACAGACAUGAGUAAGCCAGGAUCAUUGGGCCAUCCGAGCGGAAGCCUCAUCAAGAUCAAGGAUAGAGAGGGCUACAGUCCGUUCGACGUAUAUGCGUCCACGAUCACUUCUCGCACUGUUGGCCCGUUGGCUCCAGACCUUGGGUCGGACGCUGCCUCCUCGGUCAGUGCCUCGGACGAUGAAGAUGCCGCAGAGAAUUUCGAGAAACCAGAUGAGAACUUGUUCAGUGACGAAGUGUACACAUUUGGAAGUAACAAAAAUCUCAACCUUGGCGUGGGAGACCAGGACGACCGACAGUAUCCCGAAAGGAUAACGCUCGCACGUCCAGCACACCUUAUGGAGAGGUUCUUUCGAGAAUAUCAGGAACGGCAUGACGACGUCAAAUCCGCAGGCGAUCCUUCCAACCCAGACCUUCCAGCUUUCAUAAAAGCCAAGCCGCUCAAAAUCCAGACGUUAGCGAUGUCCAAGCUUCACACGGCAAUCCUUACCAACGACCCCGAAUCCAACCUUUUUAUGUGCGGCUUUGGUCCUGGUGGCCGUCUGGGCACUGGAGAUGAGAGCACGCGGUUUAGUUUCGUUUGUAUCGAGAACGGCGGCCUUGCAAACAGGAAGAUAGUGUCCGUUGCUCUCGGUCAGGAUCAUACGCUCGCCAUUACCGAUAAUGGAGAUAUUUUCAGCUGGGGAAGCAACAAAUUUGGUCAGUUAGGAUACGGUCUUCCCAGGGCAAAUAACAAAGAUGACGUGCCCAUUCAGCCAUCUCCACGGCAAAUAUUCAACCCGUUCAAGAAAGAGGUCAUCCUAGGAGCAGCGGCGUCGGCCAUCCACUCGGUUGUUUACAGUACUUCUGGCCUAUACACCUUUGGUAAAAACGAGGGCCAGCUGGGUCUUGUGGAUUCAGACGCCCGGUCACUUGAAGUACAGACGACACCGCGACGUGUUGGUGCAUCGCUGCUCAGUACUCCGAUACAAAGCGUAUCUGCCACUGACCAGGCUACCGCUAUUUUGCUCCAGAACCAUGAAGUCUGGGUGUUUUCGCAUUAUGGUUAUUCUAGGCUCUCGUUCCCUUUAGAGGUCAACUCAAGGUUCAUAAGAGACAGUUUCAUGGCCACCCGAUACGAUACUUCUGUCAACCGCAUCGUCAAAAUCCGGUCUGGCGGCAAUACUAUCUGUGCCUUGUCAAGUUCCGGAGAUGUUUUCACAGCCCAGGUCAACAAGUUGGAGAAUCUGCCAAGUUUGACUUCGACGACCAAUCCCUCGAAAAUUCGUAAUUCUUUGUCCACGCCUGUACGCGUCUGGUCUGUGAAGAAGGCGCAUAUGGCAGUCAAAGAUGUCGACGUCGGUCAGGAUGGAUCGAUCAUCAUUUGCACAGCUUCAGGCUCCACAUGGAGAAAAGAACGGCGUCGCAAAUCCAAGCACGGAUCCUCGGGGGAGUACAAAUUCGCUCGUGUUCCCGGCCUUUCGCGGGUGGUUGGUGUCUGCAGCAAUGCUUUUGGAGCAUUCGCGGUCGCUCAACGCGAAUGUGAAGUGACCAAGGAACAGAUCACUGUUGAUCCUAGCAGCCUUUGGCGAGACAUUUGGCCGUUGUCGCCCUUCAACUCAAUCCGCGCAAGCAUGGAGCAAUUAAUAUCUGUCCCUGGCGAAGAGGAGCGUGACCUAGAGUCAGUUGCAGCACUUCGGCAAGCCCUAAUAGACGCCCCGAAUCCAGAACUGUAUUUCCGAACAACGUUUGCCGGGCCACCCACUGGAACAGUCUGGGUUAUGACAACCAUGUCAGAUAUACGAGUUCCUGUUCAUGAAUUUAUCUUGGCAGGUCGCAGUUCCGUCUUGAGGAGAGCUCUACUUGACUAUCGGCGUAAACACAGCGCUUCUGUACCUGAUGUUCUAUCUAUUGAGAAAGACGACAACGGGGAUCGCCGGAUAGUCUUCCAAGGACUUGAUACCCUAACCCUUCUGAACUUUGCUUUCUUCCUUUACACGGACGCUGUUCUCGAUGUCUGGCAGCAUGCCCGGUAUUCCCCAGAGAAUGCUUCCCGCUUCCGCCAGGUACGAACGGAGGUGAUGCGCAUCGCCUCGCAUUUACACCUUCCCGCCUUGGAACGAGCCGCAGUACUCAUGGUCAGACCUGCCAAGAGCAUGAAGGCUGAUUUCGCCGUGGCCCUCAACGACCCUGCCUUCUUUGACAGCGGCGAUGUCGUGAUCGAAUUGAAUGGCGACCGAAUGAUAGCUCACAGCCAACUCAUCUGUCAAAGAUGCCCAUUCUUCUAUGCUCUAUUUAUCGGUCGCUCGGGUGGUAUGUGGCUACAGUCUCGACGUAAAUCACCUCAAGACAAAGUCCACGUUGACCUUAAACAUGUCGAUCGCCCGGUAUUUGAGUUUGUUGUCCGAUAUAUGUAUGCGGACACAGACGAUCGGCUCUUUGAUGAUGUUCGAACGAGAGAUACUCAGGAAUUUGUUGAUCUUAUCAUAGACGUUGCCUUUGUGGCCAAUGAGUUGAUGAUCGAUAGAUUGGCACAGAUUUGUCAAAAGGCACUGGGGACAUUCGUGACUUCGCGCAAUGUGUGUCAUCUUCUCAAUUCGGUUGCUCCCUGCUUUGUUACCGAGUUUAAAGAUGCUGCGCUAGAGCUUCUGGGUGAUCUCGACCAAUAUCUUCUCCGCGCUCUUGAUAACGUCUGCCAUGACAAUCAAAUGACAGCCUUCCCCAUAUCCAGGGGCCGCAACGCGCUUGAGUUCAUCUACGAAAAGUAUCCUGAACUUAUCACAUCGAUUGAGGCAGAUAGACGACGAUUGAUUGACUCAAUACGGCUCAGGUCUCGUGUCAGCAAGAUUGACUCGCAGGAAGGAAAGCUCAGAGCUUCAAGCGAGAAAAUCGCAGCUUCACCGUCGACGUCAAAGCCCAAGGUUGGUGCAGAUAGAGUUCGCCCUGCGGCCGCCUAUGAUAGUCCACUGCUUAAAUCAAAACACUCAACUGGUGAUUUGAUGUUUCAAAUGGACGAUGAGGCUCCAUUGUCCCCUCGAGACUCCGGAAAGGGAAAGGCAGUGGACCGAAGCACCAACAGAGUGGAAGAGCCCGAAACUCGACCAUGGAGCGAUGCACCAGUACUCGGCUCUAGUCUGCAGGAUGCAGCGUCAUUUGGCGGCCGGAGUUACCUAGAUGACCGAAUGGCAUCUCCACAGGACACAAGUCUCGGCAAAUCUCCUGUAUUCCAGCCCAGCACACCUCAGAGGGAGCAGAAUGGAUCUAUAUCCUCACCGUAUCCUUCACAAGCACCCUGGAAGCCAGCAUCUCUUUCAGGAUCUAAGAAAGCCCUCAAGGAUAUAAUGAGCGAGGCUUCAGAAAGCCGAGUCUCGAAUCUUAGCCUUGGAAUGUCAUCUGCGCGUCGUGAAAGCAGCAGUUUAUCUACUUCCAAGUUGUCUCAAAAGGAGCGCAAGAAGAUGCAGCAGCAACAGUUGCAGGACAUGGCCGCCGCUCAACAGAAAACCAAAGAGGCCGCGCAAAGUCCCUGGAAGAUUCCCAGCCCGGCUCCAGCUGUACCUAUUGGCACAUCUCCAAACACAAAGGCAAACGGACACGACAUCCUAUCGCCUACACCAUCCAGACUAGCCCAAAGACCUGGGAUGACACUCCGCCAGACAGUCGCAGGUGCGCCCUCGCCUAAGCACGGCAGUCCCGCCAAUCCGACACCGACCACCUCGAAGGCUCGUAGUGUCUCAGCUACCGCCACCCCGAUAAACGCCAAACCCCUAUCAAACCCGAGCCCAUCAGACGCAGCUGCACCCUCCGCAUCUCCCACCGACCAACCUUCCAUCAAAUCAGUCCGGCACAUUCCCCGACCCGAACCUUACCAAACUGCCUUCCACGCCGACUCGCCAGGCUCUCUAUCUCUCGCCACAAUCCUCAUGCAGCAACAGACGGAAAAGGACGAGAUUCGCGAAGCCGCGACGGCUAAACACAAUCUCCAAGAUAUCCAGGCUGAGCAGGCGUUCCAGGAAUGGUGGGAUAAGGAGAGUAGACGUGUGCAGGGAAUUGCGGAGCCGGAGGCUGAAGAUAGACCAGGCCAGGCUGAGCGAAGCGGCCGUGAUGGCGGGCGAGGCGGCCGCGGAAGUAAAGGUGCUACUGGCCAAAGCCAGCGGAAGAGGCGCGGGAAAGGGCCCCAUGCGCAGGGUCAGGGUCAGGGUCAGGGAGGUGCUGGUGCUGGUGCUGGUGCUGUAUCAUCACCGGUUCAGCAGGGCCAAACGGCGCGGAACGGUUCCGAAGCCACUUCUCGGGCUCGUCAACAAACGUCAACGCCGACACCGAAAAAACCACAUACACAUGCGAACUCUGCGAAUCCCUCGCGCCGCGGUCGAGGCGGGUACCGCGGAAAGCAAAGUGAGGGUCAGAGGGCGUAA
This is a messenger RNA of Aspergillus mulundensis, 5283 nucleotides long. Its product is annotated as BTB domain and ankyrin repeat protein. The transcript has 4 exons. Lineage: Eukaryota; Fungi; Ascomycota; Eurotiomycetes; Eurotiales; Aspergillaceae. The record is from RefSeq and is a predicted model, not a curated record. The coding region runs from base 1 to 5283 and encodes 1760 amino acids. Gene Ontology annotation, molecular function: protein binding.